AUGUCGAUUCCCCCGCAGCUCAUCCGCGUCAAGCGCAAGCGGGACGACGAGUCUCCCGUUACUUUUCUCCAGCUCGAUGAAGGGGCUAAGCGCCAUCGCAGUGAGGCGAAUUGGGUAUACCAGCGACGAGAAUCAACGGCAGCACCGUCGGGCCCAGCCGUCAGCCGUGGCGAUGGAAGACCGGUGAUUCAUGUCUCGCAGCCGGAAGCUGUAACAUCUCCGUCCAAGACACACAACGAUGACCAUAGCUCGGGUUCUAUGGGCGACAUACGGGGAGCUACGAGGCGAUCUGCAGAUGGGCAGCUCUCAGAACAGCGCAAGUUCCAUGUAUCACGAGCGAUGCUGGCCCAGGCAUCCGCCAACCAAGGAUCGGCCCGUCCAGGAAGCUCGAAGUAUGCAUCUUAUGGACCAACGAUAUUUAUCGAGCGUACCGGACGUAGGAAGAUCAUACCAAGGUCUUCACGCCAGAGCCUCGUCAUAAAAGAUGCCCACGCCAUUAUAGCCCAAGACCACCCGCAAGAGAUGGUGACAACAUCUGACGAGCCCAUCGAGCAGAAACAUCUGAAGAAGCCCGGCGUUGCAAGGAGACGCGACCCUUCGCAGGAACCCCCGGCUCGUGCGCCUCUCCCACAGUCGCUGGCCAACCGUAAUGCCGAUGAUAUGGACAAAAUCACUGCGGAUAUGAACCAAUGGGUAUUAAACGAGAUUGGUGCAAGCUUACACGCCAUGGAGGUGGAAAGGAAGCAAGCCGAGAAGCCGAGAUUCAGACCUAAAGCUCCUGAAAAGAGAUAUCAAGAGCGCCACCCUGAGAUUGCCGCGGCAGCAACUCCUCCUGUUGAGGAGUCGGGAGAUACACCAAUGGCAGACGCAAGCGAGGAGGAAGGGGACGAUGAGGACUGGAUCAUUGAGGAGUACGUCCGCAUUCCGGCUCACUCCAUGGGUCUCAACGUCGUGCCGUCUGAUAUUGGUAUCUUGGUCCUGAAUGGAGAAGAGGAGAGCCAGCUGUUUUACGGGUCGCCUCAAGAUGAAGAUGACGAGUAUGCCGAGGAUGAUGAGGACGAAAAUGCGGAAAACUACUAUACGGCAGACUAUCCAGAGGACGAGGUUGACACCGAAGACGAGUUUGAUCGUCACGCUUACAUGUACCGCAAUGCCAACGCCUCAGACGAGGAGGAGUUUGAUGACAACGAAUACGACAGCGAUGAGAUUGUCAUGGAAGGCCAGGACGACGACGACGAUGACGCAAGAAUGGACCGCAUCCGGGAAUUCAUGCAACGCAACGCGGCAUUUCGAGACGCGCGAUAA
Trichoderma harzianum CBS 226.95 is the source of this 1305-nucleotide messenger RNA. RefSeq lists its product as hypothetical. The coding region runs from base 1 to 1305 and encodes 434 amino acids. Gene Ontology annotation, cellular component: cytoplasm. Gene Ontology annotation, biological process: protein import into nucleus. NCBI's taxonomy places the organism in Eukaryota, Fungi, Ascomycota, Sordariomycetes, Hypocreales, Hypocreaceae. The record is from RefSeq and is a predicted model, not a curated record. The transcript is spliced from 3 exons.